Molecule: messenger RNA, 1141 nt
Organism: Lolium rigidum
Lineage: Eukaryota; Viridiplantae; Streptophyta; Magnoliopsida; Poales; Poaceae
Product: zinc finger AN1 and C2H2 domain-containing stress-associated protein 16-like
Exons: 2
Coding region: 143-1006 (287 amino acids)
Cellular component (GO): cytoplasm
Molecular function (GO): zinc ion binding
Source: RefSeq, a predicted model, not a curated record
GCGUCCGUGCCAGCGAGCGACCCCUUCUUCGCCCCUCUUGCCCGCCGGUGGCAACGACCGAAGCGGCCGACGGGGACGAAGGAAGACGCUCACCGGCGGGUUUUGCUCCGAUCCCGCGGCGAGCGCGCGGUUCCGGGGACCUAUGGGAACGCCGGAGUUCCCUGACCUGGGGCGGCACUGCAGCGUCGGCGACUGCCACCAGAUCGAUUUCCUCCCCUUCACCUGCGACCGGUGCGAAUACGUCUUUUGCCUUCAGCACCGAAGUUAUACCUCACAUAAAUGUCCAGUCGCAAAUAAUAAGGAUGUCACUGUCGUCAUCUGCCCACUAUGUGCUAAAGGAGUUCGCCUGAAUCCAAAUGAAGAUGCCAACAUCACCUGGGAGGCUCAUGUCAAUACCGAUUGUGAUCCAUCGAAUUACCAGAGAGCAACAAAGAAAAAGAAAUGCCCAGUUCCUCGGUGCAAAGAAACACUGACAUUUUCAAACACGAUCAGGUGCAAAGAUUGCAGCAAAGAGCACUGCCUCAAGCACAGAUUUGGUCCUGAUCACAUGUGUCCGGGGCCAAGAAAACUCGAGCCUACCUUCCCCUUUGCCAACAUGCUAAGGAGAAGUCAGAAAGUCGAGCCACGCGCCAACAGCAGUAGCAGUAGUUCUUCCUGGUGGGGCUCCAGCCUGUUGAAUGCAGCAUCAAGUUUCAGAUCAUCAGCAGAAGCAGGAAUGCAAAAACUGAGCAUUGCCACCAGCGAAGUUGUCCAGAAGGCUAAGGAUGGGAUCACCCCGAGCAGCAGUAGCGGUGACCUCGUGGAGCAAUGUGUUCAGUGCCCGGCAAGAUUUUCCAACGUGGGGGCCCUAAUCGAGCAUGUUGAGAAAUCCCAUGGGAACAGCUUGCAACUGAGCCGUGGCAGAGUGACAAUUGAUGCGUGUCCCAAAUGUAGCAAGGGAUUUCAGGAUCCGGUGUUGCUCGUGGAGCAUGUUGAGAGGGAACAUGGAGGAACAUCAAAAGCAUAAGCAUGCUUGUAGUCAUUUUUCAUUAUGUUUAUUCCUGAUUUGAUGUAUAAUUUACUCCUCAUUUAAUCGAUUUGACUGUACUUGGAUGAGCUCUGGGCUCGAAGUGUGCACAUGAAAGGCAAGUAUAAUCUGAAA